AUGCUACGAAGGUUGAUCACAGCUACAGCAUUUGAUGUCGAGAAAACAAACGAAGAUAUGAGCGACAUUGAGUUUUUUUUGCGGGAGAACAAAAAAGUGAAAAAAUACUCAGACUUUCCUACGUCCCCCUGGUCACCCGGGUAUGUGUAUCUGUCUGAACACGCCCUAGUUGACAUCCUCUGGGCGAACGAAGAUACCAAGCAGCUGCUGGAGCGUAUUCUGCCUCUCAACAAUCCUUCCAAGACUGCAAUGUUUGAGUGUGUGAUCGCAUGGUAUCGAGACAAAGUAUCCCUGCAGUCGCAGGACAAAGAUAUAACUCGGUUCAAACUCAAAGGAACGAUUUCUACCAACGGUCUAGUUCUGAAUCUACUAGCCUAUGAUACAACCCAGAGGAAGAGACAGAAGCAGUCUGACGUAGAUGAAGAAGACCUCAGCCAAGAACUGGAGCUUUCUCAGGGAUUUCUCAACACGACGUGUUCAAAGGCAGCCGGUGAAGACCUGACAGAUGAAGACUAUGCAAACAUAAACUGGAAGAGGAGCUCCAAACUGCUUGAAAACGUUGAGCUCACAUUCAACGAGCCAGAGCGAUGCCCAUCCGCAAACACUACAACUAUCGUCGGAUGCGAUCCUGGUAUUGUUAACGCCCUUACGUUUUCCUCCCUGGAUCCUCACAACCAUAACUUGCGGCAAACGGUAAAGGUGAGAAGCAGGUUCUUGUACCUCCCCGUCCUCCGCUUCAAUCACCUGUUGAACAAAAGGAAGCGUGAAAAAGGAAUGAUUGAGGUUGAGAGCGCCAUCCCUGUGUUUGGAAGGGAUACGUACAAUGAGUACUUUCAAUGGAUGAACGAGGAGUCCCAGACACAGAUAGGAUCAAAGAAUUUGGAUGUGCUUCAAGAGUUCUACGAGUCCAGAUGGCACCUGAAAAAAAAAUGGGACCUACGAAAGGCUCAGCGAGCUACGUUCGACUACGUGGUACAGCGAGUGUUGAAGAUGUUCGGGGAAAAAGGAGUGCUUGUCGUCGGCCUAGGAUCCUUUGAAAGUAGUAAAGGAGUUCCCAGCAAGCGCUGUCCCCGACCCCUCUGUGAUAGCUUUUAGAGAUGGUGUACCCUCGCUCUAAAUAUUACCGGACAUGUAAGGUAUUCUUCGACCGUGACGCAGUAGGGGCGGAAAACAUCGCAAGAAUCGGUCUUGCUCAAAUUGAGAGGCAAGAGAGACCUGCAAAGUACAAACCCCCGGAAGAGUCGGCUGCUCCGGGUGCAAAACGCGCACGACGCUAGACACAAGUAUUUGGGUGCCGGCA
This is a messenger RNA of Lobosporangium transversale, 1300 nucleotides long. RefSeq lists its product as hypothetical. Lineage: Eukaryota; Fungi; Mortierellomycota; Mortierellomycetes; Mortierellales; Mortierellaceae. The coding region runs from base 1 to 1095 and encodes 364 amino acids. The transcript is spliced from 3 exons. The record is from RefSeq and is a predicted model, not a curated record.